Molecule: messenger RNA, 1161 nt
Organism: Aspergillus steynii IBT 23096
Lineage: Eukaryota; Fungi; Ascomycota; Eurotiomycetes; Eurotiales; Aspergillaceae
Product: PLP-dependent transferase
Exons: 1
Coding region: 1-1161 (386 amino acids)
Source: RefSeq, a predicted model, not a curated record
AUGGAGAAAUACCGAACCCUAGUUCCUGUGGCCGCCCGAGACGAUGUCACCUACCUGAAUGCAUCCUUCCAACCUCCCAUGAACCUGAGAGUGCGUGCAGCGUUGGACACAUUUCUGGACCAGGCUGUACACGAAACCCAUCCUAAGCCCGGCUGGCAGGGAACUGCGCAGCAGGCACAGGCAGGUCUGGCUGCCUACCUGAAAGUGCCCACGGAAUCGGUUGUUUUCACUCGCGAUACAACCGAAGGCCUGAACCUUUUUCAGCGAUCUAUCCCGUUCCAACAAGGCGACAACGUGGUGGUCUUGGAUUCCGAACAUCCAAAUCACGCGUAUGGAUGGCUUGGACUAAUUGAUAAAGGCCUGGAAGUUCGUCGCGUCGAAACCAACGGGGAUACCUUUGCCAAUGCAGAAACGUAUGCCCCGUUGGUGGAUAGCCAGACCAUUGCUAUAGGCCUGUCGUCUAUUAUGUUCCACUCGGGGCAGAUGAACGACAUCAAGGAUAUAUGCGAACGCUUCAGGCCCCAGGGAAUCCAUGUGUUGGUUGAUAUUACUCAACAUGUUGGGGUCGCACCGAUUGACCUGACCAGCUGGGGAGUAUCGGUUGCUGCAUUUGGCCUGCAUAAAGGAAUGGGCUGUCUCGGUGGCCUUGGUGGACUCUAUAUUCAUCCUGAUGUCUUGCCCUCGUUGAAAGGCACGCCACCCAUUGUUGGAGCCGGGAGUAUUGCCAAUUUGCCAGCCUCCCUGGUUGCAAAUCCAGAUGUGCAGUACCAUCCCAGCACACAGAGAUAUGGGCAUUUGAAUAUUUCAUUUAUCUCUGCUAUUUCUCUCAAUGCGUCAUUGAAGUUUCUCGCGAAGGAGAUAGGUAUGCAACGGAUUGAGAGUCAUCUUCGCAGUCUGGGUCGAGAAAUGGCUAUUCAACUGAAGCCUUUGGGUGUGGAAAUUGUGGGAAGUGAACGAGCUGAUCGACGAGCGCCACAUCUCUAUAUCCUAAAGCUCCUUCACCCGGACUGGGUCGACCAUUUUCAAAAAGAAAACAUCAUCGUGUCACACUACCGCUGCGGUGUCCGUGUCUCCUUUGGAUUUUAUAACAAUCUUUCUGAUGUUCGCAGUUUAGUAGCAUCUAUUGAACGCGGGUUGAAGAAUGGUGUUCCUCGGAAUUAA